CCGAGAUCACGCGGGGUGCAGCGUGAAGCCGCAGCUUUGCCAUCACUCAAGAUGGCUGCCCCCAUCAAGAUGACCGGGGUGUGCCGGGGGGAAGGGGACCCCACGGUGGUCUGAAACGGUCCAGCGUCGGACCAUGUGGAACUUUCUGGGACUGGGGAGUCGAAUGAAGGGGGGUGGGGUCCUAGGGGGAGAGUGGGAGCAGUAAAGCCCAUUCCCAGGCCAGCCCCGGCCCCCGGGCUGACAUGGGGAACAUGCUGGGCUUCGCACCCAUGGGGGCUUUGCCGCGCCGGAGCCCCCGUCGAGAAGAGCCUCUGCCCAACCCUGGAAGCUUCGACGAGCUGCACCGUCUAUGCAAAGAUGUGUUCCCAGCCCAGAUGGAGGGAGUGAAGCUGGUGAUCAACAAAGUUCUGAGCAGUCAUUUCCAGGUGGCACACACGGUGCACAUGAGUGCUUUGGGCUUGCCCGGGUACCACCUCCACGCAGCCUAUGCAGGGGACUGGCAGCUGAGUCCCACAGAGGUGUUCCCAACUGUAGUGGGGGAUGUGGACAGUGGCGGCAGCCUCAAUGCUCAGGUCCUGCUCCUCCUGGCCGAGCGACUUCGGGCCAAGGCCGUCUUCCAGACCCAACAGGCCAAGUUCCUGACAUGGCAAUUUGACGGCGAGUAUCGGGGGGAUGACUACACAGCCACACUGACCCUGGGGAACCCCGACCUCAUUGGGGAGUCAGUGAUCAUGGUGGCGCACUUCCUGCAGAGCCUCACGCAGCGGCUGGUACUGGGUGGGGAGCUGGUGUAUCAUCGGCGGCCCGGUGAAGAAGGGGCCAUCCUGACUCUAGCAGGAAAAUACUCAGCUAUGCACUGGGUAGCCACACUGAACGUGGGGUCCGGGGGUGCCCAUGCAAGCUAUUACCACAGGGCGAAUGAGCAGGUGCAGGUUGGAGUGGAGUUUGAGGCCAACACUAGGCUGCAGGACACCACUUUCUCCUUUGGCUACCAUUUGACCCUACCACAAGCCAACAUGGUGUUUAGAGGCGUGGUGGACAGUAACUGGUGUGUGGGUGCCGUUCUGGAGAAGAAGCUGCCCCCGCUGCCUGUCACGCUGGCCCUCGGCGCCUUCCUCAGCCACUGGCGCCACCGCUUCCACUGCGGCUUCAGCGUGACCGUGGGCUGAGGUGCCCGCUGCCACUGGCUGUGCCAGAGCCAGGACUUGCCUCCCAGGAUCUGAGCCCUAGGAGCCCCCUUUGAGGGGCCAGCAUCAGAGAGAGCAGGACUGGUGGGCAACCAGGAGCUGGAGCCACCCCAGUGGGGACACCACAGUGCACUGCAGCUUGGGACCAGGGAGCCAGGUCAAGGGGGUAUCCAGCUGCGUUCUCACCUCUCUGUGCCCACCGUGCCCUGUCAUCGGUACCCUGUGGACUAAAGCUCCUCGAUCUAAAGAACCAAAUGGAAAGGAACCCAUCCUGAUUCCAUCCCUGUUCUCCCAGGAGCUGAAAAGAAGGGCUAAAUCUUUGACUUUGGAAAGUGGGGUCUAUUCACCCCCAGGAUGCCGCUCCAUCUCCCCUCAGCUUGAGGUUCCUCCCUCCCCAUGUCUUUUUCCAGAGGCUGAGACACAGAGGCAGGUCCCGCCCUCCCUGCCCUGCAUCCCCCCAACCUUGUGACGCAUGAUGAAGAGGCA
Molecule: messenger RNA, 1673 nt
Organism: Suncus etruscus (white-toothed pygmy shrew)
Lineage: Eukaryota; Metazoa; Chordata; Mammalia; Eulipotyphla; Soricidae
Gene: TOMM40L
Product: translocase of outer mitochondrial membrane 40 like
Exons: 10
Coding region: 243-1169 (308 amino acids)
Biological process (GO): protein import into mitochondrial matrix
Cellular component (GO): mitochondrial outer membrane translocase complex; mitochondrial outer membrane
Molecular function (GO): transmembrane protein transporter activity
Source: RefSeq, a predicted model, not a curated record